Messenger RNA from Budorcas taxicolor (takin), 3835 nucleotides. It is a transcript of the gene MBNL1, whose product is annotated as muscleblind like splicing regulator 1. Gene Ontology annotation, molecular function: metal ion binding. The transcript is spliced from 11 exons. NCBI's taxonomy places the organism in Eukaryota, Metazoa, Chordata, Mammalia, Artiodactyla, Bovidae. The record is from RefSeq and is a predicted model, not a curated record. Bases 960 to 2159 code for a protein of 399 amino acids.
GAAUGAGUUGUGGCGCUCACAAUGCUCCCGUGACCGGGAACUGACAAGUUCAAUUUUAAAUCGCGGGCCUCUUGGAAUCAUGACUCCCACAAUGCCUUGGGCACUCGCUCGGCAGUCUGGCUGCCUCUGAGGGGGGAAAAAUGUGAGAGGUUGGUACUAAGAAGUGCCUUUCCUGACGUCUCUGCUGCUUGGAACCGCUUCUAGAGCAGUCUCUGCUUUUGCCUUGCUUGCUGCCAGCUAGACUGUGACGACAGCACAUCCACCCUCCACCUCUAGCCCAGACACCCCCAUUUCUACUUAUAAUCAAGAAAAAAGCUCUAAGUAUCUGGCAUUGCCCUAGGCUGCUUUAGUUUUAAAAGAAAAGUUUGCUGAAAAAGUAAGAUAUCUUCUGCCAGGAAAUCAAGAAGGAAAAACAAAAUCAUUUUCUCGAUUUUGCUCUAAACUGCUGCAUCUGUCUAUGCCAAACUAAUCAAUACCGAUUGCACCACCAGACUCCACUGCAAAUUCAGCUGUGAGGAGAUUCCCUUUCAGACAACUUUGCUGAAAGCAGCUUGGAAAUUCGGUGUCAGAGGGUCUGCCACGUUUUCAUGCUUGCAUUUUGGGCUCCAAAUUGGCACUGGGAAGGGGUUACUGAGAGCACAAGGCUGAUUCGAGGCCCUACUUUUAAACGUUCAUCUACUUACGAUCCUAGUAUUUCUCUAAAAACCAAAACCUCUUUGAAUUAACAGUUUCAUGCUGUGAAUUUCUAGUGGGAGAUCUUUUCCUUGAUAUUGAGAACACAAUUUUCCAUGUACUUUUAAAGCAGGGAGUGGGGGAAAAGUAUUUUGGAGGGGACAUUUUCAUCAUUUUACAGUUUUAUCAGUUCAGUUCUUUUUUUUUUUUGGUUGUUACUUUUUUUUUUGAAGGGGGUUGGGUUUGUUGGUUUCACUGAAAAUUUUAACUACCUGUAAAAUCUAAACAUGGCUGUUAGUGUCACACCAAUUCGGGACACAAAAUGGCUAACACUGGAAGUAUGUAGAGAGUUCCAAAGGGGGACUUGCUCACGGCCAGACACGGAAUGUAAAUUUGCACAUCCUUCGAAAAGCUGCCAAGUUGAAAAUGGACGAGUAAUCGCCUGCUUUGAUUCAUUGAAAGGUCGUUGCUCCAGGGAGAACUGCAAAUAUCUUCAUCCACCCCCACACUUAAAAACACAAUUGGAGAUAAAUGGGCGCAAUAACUUGAUUCAGCAGAAGAACAUGGCCAUGUUGGCCCAGCAAAUGCAACUAGCCAAUGCCAUGAUGCCUGGUGCCCCAUUACAGCCCGUGCCAAUGUUUUCAGUUGCACCAAGCUUAGCUACCAAUGCAUCAGCAGCCUUUAAUCCCUACCUGGGACCUGUUUCCCCAAGCCUGGUUCCAGCGGAGAUCUUACCGACUGCACCAAUGUUGGUUACAGGGAACCCUGGGGUCCCUGUACCUGCAGCUGCUGCAGCUGCUGCACAGAAAUUAAUGCGGACAGACAGACUUGAGGUAUGUCGAGAGUACCAGCGAGGCAAUUGCAACAGAGGAGAAAAUGAUUGUCGGUUUGCCCAUCCUGCUGACAGCACAAUGAUUGACACCAAUGACAACACAGUCACCGUGUGUAUGGAUUACAUCAAAGGGAGAUGCUCUCGGGAAAAGUGCAAAUACUUCCAUCCUCCCGCACAUCUGCAAGCCAAGAUCAAGGCUGCCCAAUACCAGGUCAACCAGGCUGCCGCAGCACAGGCUGCAGCCACUGCAGCUGCCAUGACUCAGUCGGCUGUCAAAUCACUGAAGCGACCCCUCGAGGCAACCUUUGACCUGGGAAUUCCUCAAGCUGUACUUCCCCCAUUACCAAAGAGGCCUGCUCUUGAAAAAACCAACGGUGCCACAGCAGUCUUUAACACUGGUAUUUUCCAAUACCAACAGGCUCUAGCCAACAUGCAGUUACAACAGCAUACAGCAUUUCUCCCACCAGGCUCAAUAUUGUGCAUGACACCCGCUACAAGUGUUGUUCCCAUGGUGCACGGUGCUACGCCAGCCACUGUGUCCGCAGCAACAACAUCUGCCACAAGUGUUCCCUUCGCUGCAACAGCCACAGCCAACCAGAUACCCAUAAUAUCUGCCGAACAUCUGACUAGCCACAAGUAUGUUACCCAGAUGUAGAAUUUUCAUCACUAAACAAUCGUACUGAAGAGGAAAGGACAGUGUGCUUGGUUAGAGUAAAGGACGAGGUCAUUAGCCAUAUUGUAUAUACCGUCAAGCAACCACACACAAAAACCCCUCAGCCACAAGACAUCCACAUACUGCAUGUUAACCAGAAGAAAAGACAACAAGGAAACCCACUGCACACUGUUGCCUAUACACUUUGUACAUUUAAUUGAUAUUUGUGCUGAGGUGAUACUCCUGUCUAAAAGAACAACAUUGUCUUUCUUUUCUAGCACAGAGUGAUGCAUUCAAAUAUGCAGACCUAAUUAGUUUCCUAUAUAUUCAUGCCAUCUUGAAAAGACAGACUAUGGUGUAACCAUGAUUCUAUUAUGUAUUGGUACGUCUGUAGACCAAGAUAUAAUUUUUUAAAAAUAAGUUUAUUUCUUUCAAGGUUUACAAAUAACAAAGGUGCACCUUGUAUUUAAAAUUGCCAUUAUAGAUGAGAGCGUGCAUGCACAGUCAUUUUUGUUUGAGUAAUAUUUUUAAUGUAAUAGAUUUUAAGAUGUGGUGAGGGAGGGAUCUGACAGAGAUGAAUGUGCCAAGCAAAACCACAACUGUGUAUCUUUUAAAGCACAUCAUGGCUUUAAGUACCAUGUUGUUAAGGAUUCUCAUGAAGUGCCAUAGACUGUACAUCAAAUUAGAGUAUUAUUUCUUCAGUGUUAUUGUUUUCAGAGCCACAUUUUGUUGCUUAUUUGCUAGUACUAAUCAGUCAAAGGGCACCAUUCUUUUUUUUUUUUGGAAACCAAAGCUGUCUCAGAAAUGGCCGAUUUAACUUUACAGUAACAAAAUAGACAGCACAACACAGACUCUCUCAAUACAGAUAAACUCACACAUACUGGAGAUUAUAUAUAAUAGAUAUAUAUAAAAAUUAUUUUAAUGCAUUGUAGUGUAAUAUUUAUGCCUACUAUACUGUAUAACAUGUUAUUCAAAAGGGAUAUGCCAUUUCUGAGACACGAUAACAAAAAAAAGUUUGAGGAAAUUAUUUUGCUUCUAUUUAUAGCUCUGUCAAAAGUCAGAAGACUCUAAAUGCUUUGCAAAAAUGGUUUCACAUUUGCUUAAAUGCUUCAUCACAGUCACAUUUAAAAUAGUGACUCUAAACAAAGAAGAAAGCAGCACUGUCAUCAGAUGCAUGAUAAACCAAAAUAUGAAAAUGGGAAAUGUUUAAUUAACCUAGUCAUUGGGUGGGUUAAGUACAUGGGUGAAUUUUAUAUGUGAUUUGUUUUGUUUUGUUUUGUUCAGAUUUACUGCUUAUAGCCUUAGAAAGCCUUUUACAAAUUAAAAAAAAAAUAGAUGUGCAUUCAGUUUUUAAGAAUGGAUUCAUCCAAAGGAAUUCCUUUUUUGUGGUUUGGAUGUUGCAGCUAGUAAAGGAUAUUUUUGCUCUGUUCAGCAGUUCUAAAAUUGCUGAAGUAGGGGCCAGGUCACUGGUAGUUCUAGUAUGGAAUGGGAGAAGUGAAAGUUCAGUUCUAGAACUUUCCAUACUUCCAAGUUUACUGCAAGUUUUUAUGCUUGAGAGAGAUGCUUUCUAAUAUAAGACUGAUGUGUUGAUUUUACUGAUUGUACUGUACAUCUAUUAAAGCCUUAGAUUAUUACAUUACGGGUUGGAACCCAUACCAAUGUAAUUUCAAUCGUGUUAA